AUGCUGCCCGCGGGGAGCGCCUCGGGGCGCUCUUCGCGAGGGCUCGGCACAUCCUCUGUGGCGGACGGCGUGGUGCUCCACAGGCGAGCGGAGGCCCCAGCGGGCAGCGCCGCCGAAAGGCCCGCGCAAGCCGCGAAGGCCGCUGGCGCCGGCGAGGCCGCAGAGGCCACCGCCGAGGCCAUCCCUGAGGCGGCCCCCGCGGUCGCCCCUGAGGCAGCACUUGCGGCGGGGGCGGCGGGGCCCGCGGGCGCCGUUGAGGAGGCGGCCCUGGGGGCCGCGGCCAAGGCCGCAGCCGGGGAGGCCGCCGCCGGGCAGGCGAGCGUCGAGGUUGCCGAGACUUCGGAGCCUGCCGCUGCUGGCCCCGUCGCUGGACCCGCUGGGACCGCCCAGGAGGACGAGGACGACGACCCCGACUACGACCCGUUCGCGGCCGGCAAGAAGGAGGACGACAAGGCGAAGGAGGCGGGCGAGGAAGCUGCUGGCGAUAAGGCAGCAGACGCCUCGCAGGACCGACGGGCGCAGGCUCGCGUGUCGCAUCUCAGGCCGAGCGUGCUGAUUGUCCUAGCCGUCCCGGCUCCGACAGGGCGCGCCGCAGAAGACGAGCGUCGCCCAGUGGUCCCGGCCGGCCGUGGGGCCAUGUUGGCCUCGGCGCUGCCGGCGGCGCUGCCGAAGGUGUCGGGGGUCAUGAGGCCAGGCUCCAGCCGGCUCCGGGCACUUCCACUGUUGAGCGAUGCCGUGCUCGGCGCUGGUGCGCGCCGCUGCCUGGGCGAGUGGUGCCUGCGGGCCACGUGCGCGCACCUCGUUGAGGGCGGACAGUGGGCGAAGGUGACGCUGGACGAGCUGCAGGCAGAGCACGAAGAGUUGUCUUCAGCCCAAGCUGCGCGGCUCAUGGAGUGCGAUCGGCGCUCUUCAGGUCGUCUCCCUCGAGGUGACACUGCCAACUUCGCGGAGCAGCUCAACGGCGUUGGCAUCUCAGAUGACUGGCGAGUUGAGGAGAGCCCGGUGUCGUGGUCGGACUUUUGGUAUGUCGAAGCGCAAGACUCGACCUGCAUGGUGGGCAACCGCAAGUGCGUCGCCGCGGCGAUGGGCUCAAUCGAGCUUGGCGACCGCCUGAAUGCGUUCCUGCAGUAUGCCCAGGGACUGGCGGCUGCAGAAUGCUCCGUUAUUGCCGGGGCGCUCGUGCAGCGUCGGAUGAAGACCAUCGCUGCGCUGGCGAGCCUGAAUGUCGAGCAGCAGGUGGCUGUCGCCGUGCUCCCGGAGAGCUUCGGCGGCCUGUCGGCCGGCACGCCCAUCACCGUCCGCGGGUAUCCGGUGAAGGACACUCUUGCCAUGGUGUGCCAUGCCAUCGAUGCGAACUGCGACUGUGCACGAAGCGGUCAGGGCUACCCUCCGCGCCUGGAGAUCAUGAAGAUCGCUGUCGACAUGAGCUGCCGCGUCGUGCCACGUGUAACCUUCCGUGAGCUGCUGGCCGCGCCGACUAUCAUCCCGCGGGGCACGUCGAACGCCACGGCCAGUCGGACGGCACUUGUACGCGGCGCCUUUGAGGAGUUCCACCUCGCAUCCGAGUGGCGCGACAUGAUCGAGGUCGCGCGCGGCGACAGCAUUGUUAGCGCGCUCCACGGGCGCGCGCUGAACUGCGCCACGGCGGUCAUGCAGCUGGACAUGAACAGCGUUAUCGACGCAGUGCUGGGAAGGAUGCGCGAUGCGAAGUCGCUGUCGCGCGUCAACCCGAGAUUAUCCGAGAACGCGGCACGGGUGGCAGCGCGCAAGGCCAGCUUGCAGCAGGUGGACGAGGCAGCGCGCUUCGUCCAGCAGGUGUCCAGCAGGAACUUUGACGCCGCCAGGUGCCCCAGGGGGGAGAUCGAGCGCUGCGUGCAGCUCUUGCAUCCGGCAUCUGCGCAGUCAGAAUGGCCGAGUUCCGUGUGCGACAGCGCCGUGAUGCCUGUGUCGCGCGGCUAUCGGAAGUUGAAUCUGGACCGCCUGAGGCAAUCGAUGAACCUGGCCGUCGACGGGUGCGCGGAUCUCACUUGGCCGCGGCCCUCCAGUCAGAUCGGCGUAGUGUCGUUGGGCCGCGAGACGCCCGGCUUCUCGUCGCACUGGAAGCCGGCGUUCAGGCUCGGGCGUUCGCGGCUGAAUUGCGGCUGCGGCGUGUUCUCCGGGGGCCAGAGGUCGAGGCGCAGCGGCUCGCUCCUCAAGCUCGCGGCAGGGCGCCUUCCCGGAGUCGCGUCGGCUAUCGUGCACGGGCUCAGUGCGGCAGCGUCGGCUUGCCUCAAGCAGCACAAGGCGUUCGAUUACGUCGACAGGGUGUCUGACAGUCUGGGGAUCAGGCGACUCAGCGACGUGGUCUCGCUGCUGGCACUGCCGCUGAGCGAUAAGCGGCAGAACGGCUGCUUCGGGACCUCCUCGCACCCUGCCAUGAGCAAGUCCUUCGUGGCCGGAUACUGCGCGUCGCUGGCCGACGCAGUGCCAGACUCCGAUGCAGCGGCCUUGGGCCCCCCCGAGCUGCAGUCGCUUGUGCGCGAGUACGAAUCCGAGUUUGUGUGUUUGGGUUUGCUUAACAGGCGACAAUACUCCAUGGGGGGCCACAUGCUCCUGUCCGGUGGCGCGGGUCCUAGCCUCGGCAUGCUCGGGCGCAAUGGGCAGGAACCGUCGAGCCUGCGUCGUGUCGUGGGCUGCGCGGUGGAGGCCCUGCGCAGCGCGGCGGCGUGGCACAUCGCAGGCGACUGCGACGAGUUCCUCGUGCACGGUGCAGAGCACCAGCAGCUGAACCUGAGCCUUCUACCUGCUUCGUUCGGCACAUUCGGCAGCCGCGUGUGCUUUCUGCCGUGGCACAAGUGCACAAUGAGUCCCGGCGCUACAGGUUGUUCGCAGCGAGCGGGCCCGCCGCGCCCGGGUGGCGCUGCCAGCUUCUACUGCGAGGAGGGGGAGCUUGAGGUGCGAGCACAGGCCGGAGUGCUCACGAUCUCGGGCGGCACGGCGUUCCGGCCGCACGUGCGGGGCCCCGAUGCACUCGACCAGUCCACUGACGACGCCCUGCGGCCGCUGCGAGACUACUUGACCAGUCGGACCGAGGCGUGCUUCGACUGCCCGUCGGUCGCGCGGCAAAGGUCAGAGGGUGACGCGGCCCGGGCGUGCGAAGACGGUAGACCCACCCAGCUGAACAUGGCGGGCAUAGUGCGCAUUGUGAGCGACAUCGGCAGCAGUGCUGAGUACUUCGGCAAUCUGCGCAGCGUGUUCGUGUCAGCAGACCUCGAGUUCGCAGGAGUGGACGGCAUCUCGGUGAGCUCUGAGCAGCCGCGAUUGCACUCGUCGUUCGAGGCUCGACUUCCCUGCGGUCCUGACACUGCCACAAUGAACUGCCGCAUGGGCUCGUCGCUGUCGGGGCUGGGCGCAGUAUCGUUCGUGCUUGGCUCGGCCUCCGCGCUCAAUCACAAGUGCUACGGUCGGGACCCGGACUGGGCCCGCGAGAGCUUUCGGCUCCCCUUGCUGAGCGUGCCCAUGAUCGAGUCCGAGCUCCAGUCGGUUGUGAAAGACGCUCUCAUGCGCUGGGCGUCGUGCGUCUCCAUCAGAUACAUCGUGCAGUUCACAGCCAGCCUCUCGCACACCGAGGACGACAAGCUGCUCGAGCUCCUGGCCUGCGUGAGAGCCUGCCUCAGCGAAGGAGGAAAGCUAAAGGGCUGCGAUUCGGGCCUCGACGAGAGGGGCGCGGCCGCAGCGGUGCGGUACCUGCGCAACUUGAUGCAGCGAGUUGCGGCGGCUGCCAGCACAAAGGAGGUCGACCGAUCAUGGGGCCGCGUGUCGCAGCUCUCGCUCGGCAUGGUAGCCGACCGAGCACGGCGCCCGCGGCGCGUGCUGAUGCGCGGGCUCGAGCACAUAGAGUGCGCGCAGCUGCUCAUGAAGUUCGAGUGUUUCGCCUCGAUGGCGCCGUCGCGGCUCGAGCCCAACAUCUCUAGUGCCACCAGGGUCGUCGUGGACGAGCGGGUCCGGCUCUACGGACGUGUUGUCAGAGCGCCAGAGAUCGCCAAUGCGGCCGAGCGAGCACUUCGCUCCGGACCGCGCCUGAAACGAGGCGUGCAGACGCUCGCCAAGCUCGCGUGCACUGAUGCCCAGGAUUACGUCCAGGACGGCGUUGCACCGCACUGGGACCCCGAGGUGGUCGACUCGCUGACGAGAAGCGUGAGUACGGCGGACGACCACGGCGACGCCAUGACCAGUCUCCACAUGCGGAGGAUAAGGACUCGGUACAGCGCCCUGCUGGUUGAGGAGCAGGAGAACAGGGUUGCGCGCGUGGCGAGCACCGCGGGAGCAGUCCACCUGUCGUACAUGGAGCACACUGGAUGUGCGGCGGGCGACUUGAACGGCAAGCAGCACGAGGGGGCAUCGCGCCAUGUCGAAGACACCGCUCGAGAAGCGGGCGCGGAAGAUGAGUUGGAGAUGAAGCGGUGCGAGGACGGUUUGCGCUCUAAGUUGCAUGCCCUCUUCCGGGCGAGGGAGGACGUUGCCGCUCAUGCAGCAGAGACCAAGCGACAGGUGGAGGCAGCGUUUCUGGACUCUUCUCUCGCCGGCAGACAGCGGCCAGCCCCGUCUGACUUGGACCGAGCGCUCCGAUGCGCUGCGGGCGCGACGGCCGAACGCCACAGGCUGUCUAUGGGCGUGCCCGGCUCGAAGCUGUAA
This is a messenger RNA of Prorocentrum cordatum, 4674 nucleotides long. The record is from the annotation of a GenBank genome assembly. Lineage: Eukaryota; Dinophyceae; Prorocentrales; Prorocentraceae.